AUGGCGAAUCAACUCUCGCAAACACAAUGCCUUACGCCGGCUGCCACUCUGACACCGUUGACGACGUUCGGACCGCCGUUGUCCGCGGUGGCCUACCAUCAUUCGCUUCAGUCGCCCACCGCGGCCGCUGCCUGCUUCUAUGGCUCGUCACAGUCGUUGAUGCCCAGUCAGACGACUCAUCUGAACUACCAGUCGCUGAACAACACCUCGCCAUCGACGGACUCGUUGUUCUCCGUCUCCACGUCGUUGAACUCGUUGCCGUCUGAAUGCCCACCUCGUCGUAGCGAUCUCGAUCUGAAAAUGGAGACCCCGGACGGUGAAGAGAUGGACGAUUUUUUCGAUUUGGAGAAGCACCAGAAGGCUCGAUCGGCUUCCUUCGGCGGUUCAACGCCCUACAGUACCCAACUGGCCAUCGCUCGCCACGGCCUGUUCGCCCCGUCACUGGACACCAUCGGAAGUGUAGCCAGCGGCUCAUGGUCGUUAUCGUAA
Molecule: messenger RNA, 489 nt
Organism: Ostertagia ostertagi
Lineage: Eukaryota; Metazoa; Nematoda; Chromadorea; Rhabditida; Trichostrongylidae
Source: the annotation of a GenBank genome assembly